This is a messenger RNA of Fusarium oxysporum Fo47, 3912 nucleotides long. RefSeq lists its product as uncharacterized. The transcript has 14 exons. Gene Ontology annotation, molecular function: DNA-binding transcription factor activity, RNA polymerase II-specific; RNA polymerase II cis-regulatory region sequence-specific DNA binding; zinc ion binding. Gene Ontology annotation, cellular component: nucleus. Gene Ontology annotation, biological process: positive regulation of transcription from RNA polymerase II promoter by galactose; DNA-templated transcription. The record is from RefSeq and is a predicted model, not a curated record. The coding region runs from base 86 to 3892 and encodes 1268 amino acids. NCBI's taxonomy places the organism in Eukaryota, Fungi, Ascomycota, Sordariomycetes, Hypocreales, Nectriaceae.
CUUGUCCCCAUCAUAGAUCUACAUCAUCCGUCUUAUUUCGAGCUCCCGCUCUCGUUAAACCUUCUUAAACCUCAACCCUCUGAAGAUGUCGAAAACUGUCUUAGUCCUCGGUGCCACUGGAACUCAAGGUGGAUCAAUUGCCAACCUAUUGGUUCAAUAUCCGGACCAAUAUCUGGUACGAUGUCUUACUCGAAAUCCCAGCUCGGAAAAGGCCAAAGCCCUGGCUGCAAAGGGAGCGCAGCUGGUGAAGGCUGAUUUGACUAUCCCUUCCACCCUGCCAGAGGCAUUCAAGGGGGUCUGGGGUGUCUUUGCUGUCACUGACUUUUACGAUACGGCUGUUCUUGAUGAUCCUAUGAGCGAGGAGAAACAAGGUCAGCAUAUCGUCGAAGCAUCAGUGGCAGCUGGUGUUGAAUGUUUCCUUUGGAGCACUUUGCCAAGUUCUCGAGAGAUAUCCGGGGGCAAGUUUGUCACAAGGCUGUAUGAAGGAAAACAGUCUGUUGAUGCAGUCAUUCGCGAUGCAGGCCUCAAGGGUGCCUUCAUUCGUACUGGUAACUUUUAUGAGAACAUGAUCUCGCGAAAGUAUGCUGCAUAUGACAAGGAGAAUGAUGUUAUUACCAUGACGCGACCCAUUAUCGGACCCGAUGCUGAGCUUACUUCACUUUACGUCGAGAAAGACCUUGGAGCAGUUGCCAAAGCGCUGUUCGAUCAGUGGGAUGAGAAGAAGGCUACUCUUGAUGGUAAAUACUUUCUCGCAAGUGGAGCUCGGGAGACAAUGGGCGAUAUCAACGCAAUUCUUGAGAAAGUGUCUGGUAAAAAGGUCAUUUACAAGGUUAAGCCAACCUGUGGUAUUCCGGAUCGCGAUAUCAUGCUGCAACUUUACAACAAUGUGGGGAUGUACCCUGGGGUUGACAUUCCGACUCCAGAGGUGGCAAUGUUGGGUGUGAAGCUUCACAGUGCUGAGGAUUUCAUCCGGGAGAGGUUGCUCCCGCACCUUGAACUUGACGCUUCCGAACUCUAUGACACUGACCACAUCCGUGACAAGCCAAUCAGCUCGAGUCGCGGCCCCAUUUCACGGAAAUUCCAGCCAAAUUCCGUCCAAAGAGUGGCAAGCCAUCCAAUCCGAGAGCUCCGCAUGAUCAGCCAGCAGCAAUUGGACGCUAUGGUCCCCAGACACUACCCACUUGCUUCACCAAGCUUCGUACUACAGAGUCCUGAAUUGAUUGAGCUCAUGGCAUCUGGCAGACUUCCAUCUGCAUUCAAAGCUCAGUCAGCCGAGGCUGUAGACCAGACCGCCUCCGCAACUGACGAUGCCCGUGAGACCACGCCAACAGACGACCAAGAUGGGACCAAGAAAAGGAACGUCGCCAAAGACACGGCAGCGGCCAAUGCUGAAUCCACGGAACGGCCUGCGAAGAAGAUGAAGAGAGGGAAAUACAUAUCUAGAGCUUGUACUUCCUGCCAGCAGCGCAAGAUCAAGUGCGAAGGAGGAGAUCCAUGUCGACAAUGCCUCGCGAAACAACUACCUUGCCAGCCCUCUGCUCCAAGGGGCGCACAGCAGGCCCGUCAAGACUUGAGGCCAGGUCCCGCUGGAGGUCAAGACCAAGCUUAUUACCCCUCAAACGAUAGCAUCAACCGCGAAGUCUUAGUUCGCCUAGAAGCUGUAGAACGCCAUCUACGUCUGAUGAGACCACCCACUCCCGAUCUGUCCAGACCAACGCAUGAUUAUGCAUCAGUCGAGGACCAACUCAAGCCUUCAGCAGCCAAACUACAAAGUGCCCUAGAGACAGAGGGACAAACGUUUGCAGGAGAGAUGACUAUAACUCCGACACUUGAAGACGAGAACGAACCCAUAGAUUAUCAAAGCUCCGCAUCGUCGGCCAUGCGAAUAGACAACACUUCCCCAGCAUCGUCUCUCCUCCCACCAGCAACAGCAACAUCGCCAAACGAUACGACAGGCAGAAAAGGCGGAUGGUUCGAACGGAUAUUGACACGGCAUGGCGUCAUGACCGAUGAGAAACAAUGCAGGUAUCACCUACAAGUCUUCAUGGACGAGGUGCACCCGAUGUAUCCGGUCGUUCACCCCCCGGCAGUUUGGGACAUCUUCAACGAAAUGUGGCAGCACCCAGCGAUCAGCUCCUCCGUCGAGUCAGCACAAAGUGAGCAACUCCGGGUUUCCGUUGCUUUGGUGUGCUUUUGCCUAGCUCUUGGACGAUGUAGCAUGUCAGCAAGAAUGAGCGACCGCAGCGGUGUUGAAUCUUCUGGCUGGAGUCUGUAUAGCGUGGGCAUGAGUCUGCUUGGUGAUCUGCUUGAAACCAGUAACACGGCUAUAAAGUCACUGCUUAUGUUGCAAGUGUUGAUAGUUAGGAUAAUUUACAUGUUCCGACUAGACGCAAACCAGAAAGCAGCCAGAGUACACGCGUUGAGUGUGUCGGUUGCGCAAACAAUAGGCUUGCAUCGCCAAAGUACCAUCGAGAGCAUGCCAGCUUAUUACAACCAGUUGUACUCACGUGCUUGGUGGUCUUUGUAUCUGCUGGAUCGACGACUAGCUCUAGAGUCCGGGAAGCCAUAUCUCAUUCAAGACAGCAACGUUGAUACGGCCUUACCAUUGGAUCUUAGUGAUGAGUGGAUGACACGAUUUGCGUCGAGAAAGGAGACCAUAGCAGACCUUCAGCACGAGAUAGUUGUCGAGACUGCGAGGGACUCAUCCCCUUCAUGUAUUCCUUAUGUUAUUGCCAUGGUGCGUUAUUGCCGUAUAGCUGGCAAGACUUGGGAAGUUUUAUACGGUGUCAAGUCGUCCACUGCUUCCAUGCCAGCCAUGAUCCAAUAUGUUGAUACUGCUGUCGGAAAACUACUCAACACAAUUCCGACAUGCUUGAAAUAUGACCUUGAUGCUCCUUACGAGGCGCAGUUUAGCACGAGACCUCGAUGGCAAGUAAAACAAACAUUUCUCUUUAACAAUUGCUGCACAUAUCUACGUCUUUUAAUCAGAAGACCACUAUUGCCAAGUUCCAGCGCUAUCUACCAUACAGAGGAAGAUGACCUUGAGUCCUCAAUCGAGUGUGCUAGCCUCGCUGCCCGGAUUCUUACCACUCACCAAAGCAUACAAGACGAUGGACUCAAGUAUAGCUUCGCACUCAGCCACUACGUCACUAGCUGUGCACUCGUCAUGGUCGGUUUGGUGUCGAGGGAACCGGGCUCCAAGAGAAGAUAUGGGGGUCUGAUACUCGCCGCCACCCAGUGUUUGAAUGAGUACUGCCAGAGGAUUUGGGUCUCUGGAAAGAUGAUGCGUUGCGUUUCUAGACUUAGUCGGCUCGUUGGGCGCGUACUUGCCUCGGACUCACAAGGAGGGCUGGACCGCCAGAGCCCCUCGAAUAUGAGGCGAAGCUCGAUACCAGAUCGUUUGACACAGCACCUGACGCCCCCACAAACUGAAGAUCAAGACCCCGUACAAUGCAGAACUGGGACGUCCAGCAUGUACAAAAAUCAGCUCAAUGACCUGAGAAACAAUACUGGUCAGAGAGUGCAAAGUGAUCAAGAAGUAGGCUGUUAUUCAUUCAAUACUGACUCUCUGGGCACAAUGCCUGAGAGGUCAAUGACAGGCUUCAAUAAGCUGCCUACAUCCUGGAUGGCCGAUUCGAGCCUUGAUCGUCGAAAUAGCUGGAUCAUGUCAGACUUCAAUUUUGAGACUCUUGGAGAGCGCUUUGGCCCCAACGAUGCCGAGCUGGCGACAUUUGUGGAGAAUGAUAGUCUUGAUUUUACUCGAGGUAUGGGAAUGGCUCAGAAUACUGAGCGAGGGCCCACCGAGGCACGACUAGGCACUCUGGGUAUUAAUGGCGUGUUUGAUCUCGAUAUGGACAUGUUUCCUACUAUGAUGAACCUGUAUGGAAGUUAGCAUAAUUUUGUUUACAGCUG